Messenger RNA from Trifolium pratense (red clover), 2136 nucleotides. RefSeq names its product protein NRT1/ PTR FAMILY 6.4-like. Gene Ontology annotation, cellular component: membrane. The transcript has 5 exons. Gene Ontology annotation, biological process: response to nitrate; transmembrane transport. The record is from RefSeq and is a predicted model, not a curated record. The coding region runs from base 92 to 1978 and encodes 628 amino acids. Gene Ontology annotation, molecular function: nitrate transmembrane transporter activity. NCBI's taxonomy places the organism in Eukaryota, Viridiplantae, Streptophyta, Magnoliopsida, Fabales, Fabaceae.
AUAUAAUUCCAAAACAUUAGGGACACAAAUUUGUACAUUCAGCAUUUUGGGCCACAUACCAUAACAUGUGGACCUAUUAGAAGAUAGUUAUAUGCCAAAGUAUAUCAUAGAAAAAAACAAUCUAUAUAUCAUUUCAAAUCUAAUUCUUCUAUUUCUACCUAUUAUUCUUCUACAAAUUAUCUCUAGCUAUUCUCUCCAACAAAAAAAAAACAUGGUUCAUGUUAGUAGUAAUGGAGAGAAAAAUGGCAAGGAAGACAUUGCUGCAGUCGAUUUUCGAGGUCGUCCAGUUGACAAAACAAAAACCGGAGGGUGGCUAGCAGCAGGACUAAUCUUAGGUACUGAACUUGCUGAAAGAAUAUGUGUCAUGGGAAUAUCUAUGAACUUAGUGACUUACUUGGUUGGAGAUUUGCAUCUCAAUUCAGCAACUUCUGCUACCAUAGUUACUAAUUUUAUGGGAACUCUUAACUUGCUUGGCCUUCUUGGUGGAUUUUUAGCUGAUGCAAAACUUGGUAGAUAUGUCACUGUUGCCAUUUCUGCUACCAUAGCUACAGUGGGAGUGUGUUUGUUAACUUUAGCUACAACAAUUCCUAGCAUGACACCACCAGUAUGCAGUGAAGUAAGAAGACAACACCAUGAAUGCAUUCAAGCAAGUGGAAAACAGUUAUCACUUCUCUUUGCAGCACUUUAUACAAUAGCAUUAGGUGGCGGAGGAAUAAAAUCCAAUGUGUCAGGUUUUGGAUCUGAUCAAUUUGACACAUCAGAUCCAAAAGAAGAAAAAAACAUGAUAUUCUUCUUCAACAGAUUCUACUUUUUCAUAAGUAUUGGUUCCUUAUUUUCAGUUGUUGUGUUGGUUUAUGUUCAAGACAAUAUAGGAAGAGGUUGGGGAUAUGGAAUUUCAGCAGGUACAAUGUUGAUUGCUGUUGGUAUUUUGCUUUGUGGUACACCAUUGUAUAGAUUCAAGAAACCACAAGGUAGUCCUUUAACUGUUAUUUGGAGAGUUUUGUUUUUGGCUUGGAAGAAGAGGACACUACCUAUACCUUCAGAACCUUGCUUACUCAAUGGUUAUCUUGAAGCUAAGGUCCCACAUACAGAGAAGUUCAGGUCCCUAGACAAAGCUGCAAUCCUAGAUGAGACAAAUUCAAAGGAUGGAAACAAAGAAAAUCCAUGGUUAGUUUCAACAAUGACUCAAGUUGAAGAGGUUAAAAUGGUAAUCAAGCUACUUCCCAUUUGGUCAACAUGUAUACUCUUUUGGACAGUUUAUUCACAAAUGAACACUUUCACAAUUGAACAAGCAACAUUCAUGAACAGAAAAGUUGGAUCAUUUGAUAUUCCAGCAGGAUCAUUAUCAGCUUUUCUCAUAAUCACUAUUCUCCUCUUCACUUCUCUAAAUGAGAAAAUCACUGUUCCUUUAGCAAGAAGAAUCACUCACAAUAAUCAAGGACUUACUAGUCUUCAAAGGAUAGGAAUUGGACUUUUUUUCUCUAUUCUUGCAAUGGUAGUUGCUGCUAUUAUUGAGAAAGAAAGGCGAGAUAACGCGGUAAAAGAGAACACUACAAUAAGUGCUUUUUGGCUUGUACCUCAGUUUUUUCUAGUUGGUGCUGGAGAAGCUUUUGCUUAUGUUGGACAAUUAGAGUUUUUCAUAAGAGAAGCACCUGAGAGAAUGAAAUCUAUGAGUACUGGUUUAUUUUUAACAACACUUUCAAUGGGAUAUUUUGUUAGUAGCUUAUUGGUUUCAAUUGUGGACAAAGUAAGCAAGAAAAAAUGGCUUAAGAGUAAUCUAAACAAUGGUAAGUUGGAUUAUUUCUAUUGGUUGCUUGCAGUAUUUGGAGUAUUGAAUUUUGUACUUUUUAUUGUGUUAGCAAUGAGGCAUGAGUACAAAGUUCAACACAAUAAUAUUGAGAGUAAUGAGAAUGUUGAGAAAGAGCUUGUGGUUGCAAAUGAAGUGAUUGUUGGAGUUGAUGGAAAGGAAGAAGCAUAGGAAAUAAUUUUGUUUGGCUUAUGAAUGUGUGGAGGAAGUAAAUAUGAAUCCUUAAGUUUGUUGAUUUUGUAUGAUUAUCAGAUUAUUGCUGUGUAUUAGUAGUACUAGUACUUUUUUUGGGUGAUAAUUUGUUAUGUAGUAUUAAGUGUUGACAGAUA